Xyrauchen texanus (razorback sucker) is the source of this 1381-nucleotide messenger RNA. RefSeq names its product radial spoke head 14 homolog (gene rsph14). Gene Ontology annotation, molecular function: protein binding. NCBI's taxonomy places the organism in Eukaryota, Metazoa, Chordata, Actinopteri, Cypriniformes, Catostomidae. The record is from RefSeq and is a predicted model, not a curated record. The transcript is spliced from 7 exons. Bases 74 to 1096 code for a protein of 340 amino acids.
CGGACACGAAAGAAUAGAGGAGCGGCUGUUACAAACCUCGGAAUAGGUCAUUUAAAGCACCCUGUCGGAUGAGAUGUCAAGACCGCAGACUUCAGAACAACCCCCGCCGCAUAUUGACUCGACUCUGGCGCCGGUCGCUUACGGCAGCUGGGCUCUCCCAAAGCUGAGCAGAGAGCUGCAGGACGAUGAGCUGGUCACCCGCCAGAGGGCGCUCGCUGCACUCUGUGAGCUCGUCCAUGAUCCCGAGAUGGCGUAUGAUACCAUUUUCAAUGGGUGCAUAGAAAGUCUUAAGUCAUUGUUACAAGAUGAAGAUGGCUUAGUACGGGUAAAGACUGCUGAAGUGCUUUAUUUGCUUGCUGCACACAGCCUGGGAAGGGAGGCUUUUUUAAAAUAUGACGUACUUGGUCCUCUUGCAAACCUUUUGGAGGACCCUGUGGAUGCCUGUCGUAAAACCAUGCACCAAGCACUAAACAGGAUAGCUGAAUUUCCCUCAGGAGCAGUAUUUAUGGUGUCAAUGGGGCUGGUGCCCAAAUUGGUGCUGAAAAUCCCAGUUGAAGAAACGGACAUCCGUGCUUUAAUUCUCUCCACAUUAAGCUGCUGUGUGAGGGUGAAUGCCAUGCCUGCACUGGAGAGUGAUGCCAUUCCUGUCCUGAGAGAUCAGCUCUCUCAUUCCUCCCCCAACAUCCGCCGGGAAGCGACAUCUGCCUUGGUAGGAAUCAGUGUGCCUGCAAAUGGCAAGAUAAAGGUGUGUGAGGAGGAUCUUCUGCCCAUGUUGGUUAAGCUGCUGUCGGAUGAUGACCAAGGAGUCAUUGCUAAUGCUGCAGGAACCAUUAUGAACACAGCUGUUAUCACAAAGGGUAAGUACGAGGCACUGAAAGCAGGUGCCAUCUCCCCUCUGCUGGAGCUGGUGGUGAGUGAGAAUACAGCUGUGUGUGCCAAUGCCCUCCGUGCCCUUACAGUCCUGGCAGAGGUUCCUACAGCCAGAGCAGAGUUACUGGAGCAUGUGCCUCUCCUGAAAACCAGACUUCAACACCCUGACUCCAUCAUCCAGAGGGCUGCCUCCACUGCCAUUGAAGUCAUCUCAUGGAAACCAUGAGGGAAAGAGAAUUCUGCUUACUCAAGUCAAAUACUGAGACAAACCUCAAACCUGCUUGAUUGAUAUAAAUGCUUCUAAAAUGAACCAAAUGUAAUUUAUUUGAUUGACAAUGAAUAUAAAGUUGAUUUUUAUAAAGUCAACAAAAAUGUUAUCCAAGAUCAAACAAAAUAAAAUAAACAAACAUCAUAGGCAGUUUACUUCUUAAUUUUGUCACAGAAAAAACGCAAUACUUUUUACAGUAGAAAUGUUGCAUAGCAACUGUACCUGUCCCUCUAUUUAAUAAAG